Messenger RNA from Aethalodelphis obliquidens (Pacific white-sided dolphin), 3510 nucleotides. RefSeq names its product tubulin tyrosine ligase like 12 (gene TTLL12). Gene Ontology annotation, cellular component: cytoplasm. NCBI's taxonomy places the organism in Eukaryota, Metazoa, Chordata, Mammalia, Artiodactyla, Delphinidae. Gene Ontology annotation, biological process: protein modification process. The record is from RefSeq and is a predicted model, not a curated record. The transcript is spliced from 14 exons. Bases 467 to 2209 code for a protein of 580 amino acids.
GUGAGACGCGCAGCGGAGAGUUGGGGGGCGGCGUUAACGGAUGAUGCAGGGGAAACGGCCGGUGGUUUGAGGAUGAAGAGCCACGAAUGCCUUAACGACCGACUUAGACUUUAACUCCAUGGCGGUUUGUGGCCUAGGAGUGGCGGCCAGAGCCUGUACCUGUGUCCCUGGUCCUGCCAGCAUCUGGGGCUGGGCCAGGGCCGCGGCGAGAACUGGAACUGAAAUGAACUUUGGCUCCCGUUGUGUGCCAGGCCCUGUGCUGCGUCCUCCACACAUCCGAGCCCAGAGCAGUCCUGGGGCGGGGGGUGGUAAGAUUCAUCACCCACACUUUAUACAGUGCAGAAAACUGAGGCUCAGGAAGAGGAAGUGACACUCCCAAGGUCUGCCAGACUUCAGAACUAGAAGCUUGCUUUCAGCCACUGCCUGCCUCAGGGAAAACAGACGUCCAGUUUUCGACGCUGGGGAGAUGUUCGGGAUAAUGCAAGUGCAGGAAGUGGAGGAGGAUGAGAGUGAGGACGAGGCGGCCCGGGAAGCACGGAAGAAGCCCAACCCAGGCGGCCAGCUCUGCUACAAGGUCAUCGUGACCAAUGAGAAUGGGCUCCAGGCGGCGGACCCCAACAGCAUCUUCCUUAUUGACCACGCCUGGACGUGCCGCGUGGCACACGCCCGCCAGCAGCUGCAGCAGGUGCCCGGGCUGCUGCACCGCAUGGCCAACCUGAUGGGCAUCGAGUUCCACGGCGAGCUGCCCAGCACCGAGGCCGUGGACCUGGUGCUGGAGGAGAUGUGGAAGUUCAACCAGACCUACCAGCUGGCCCACGGGACGGCUGAGGAGAAGGUGCCGGUGUGGUACAUCAUGGAUGAGUUCGGCUCGCGCAUCCAGCACGCGGACGUGCCCAGCUUCGCCACCGCGCCCUUCUUCUACAUGCCCCAGCGGGUGGCCUACACGCUGCUGUGGCCCCUGAGGGACCUGGACACGGGCGAGGAGGUGACCCGGGACUUUGCCUACGGAGAGGCCGACCCUCUGAUCCGGAGGUGCGUGCUGCUGCCCUGGGCCCCCGCCGACCUGCUGGACCUCAGCUCCUCCACGCCCGAGCCAGCCGACGAGCACUACCAGGCCAUUUUGGAGGAAAACAAGGAGAAGCUGCCCCUGGCCAUCAAGCCGGCGGUGUAUCCCUGCGACCACGUCUUCAAGGUCUACACGGACGUCCAGCAGGUGCUCGGCCACCUCAGCCACCCGCGCUUCACCUUCACCCAGAGCGAGGCGGACGCCCACAUCCUCUACCACUUCUCGCACUUAAAGGACUACAGAAGGCUGAGCCAGGAGAGGCCCAGCGUGCUGCUGAACCAGUUCCCCUGCGAGAACCUGCUGACGGUGAAGGACUGCCUGGCCUCCGUCGCGCGCCGGGCCGGUGGUCCCGAGGGCCCGGCCUGGCUGCCCCGCACCUUCAACCUGCGCACCGAGCUGCCCCAGUUCGUCAGCUACUUCCAGCAGCGGGAGAGGCGGGGCGAGGACAACCACUGGAUCUGCAAGCCCUGGAACCUGGCCCGCAGCCUGGACACCCACAUCACCAAGAACCUGCACAGCAUCAUCCGGCACCGCGAGAGCUCCCCCAAGGUUGUCUCCAAAUACAUUGAAAGUCCCGUCUUGUUCCUCCGAGAAGAUGUGGGGAGGGUCAAGUUCGACAUCCGCUACAUCGUGCUCCUGCGGUCGGUGAAGCCCCUGACGUUGUUCGUCUAUGACGUGUUCUGGCUGCGGUUCUCCAACCGGCCCUUCGCACUCAACGACCUGGACGACUACGAGAAGCAUUUCACUGUCAUGAACUACGACCCGGAAUUGGUGCUGAAGCAGAUGCACUACGACGAGUUUGUCCCGGAGUUUGAGAAGCAAUACCCAGAAUUCCCCUGGAAGAGCGUCCAGGCUGAAAUCUUCCAGGCCUUCACGGAGCUGUUCCAGGUGGCGUGUGCCAGGCCGCCCCCGCUGGGCCUCUGCGACUACCCCUCAUCCCGAGCCAUGUAUGCCAUUGACCUCAUGCUGAAGUGGGACAGCCGUCCAGAUGGGAAGCAAGUGAUGCAGCCGCAGCUCCUAGAGGUGAACUUCAACCCAGACUGUGAGCGGGCCUGCAGGUGCCACCCGACCUUCUUCAACGACGUCUUCAGCACCUUGUACCUGGAUGAGCCUGACAGCUGCCCCGUCACCCGCCUCGUCUAGGCGCCCGCGGGCCCUGCUGUGGGUGCUUGUGGGCGGAUCGCAGCCUCUGUUCCCGGAGCUGCUUCUGCACCGUGCCCCCGCCCCCCGCCCCCACUCCUCCUGCCCCCACCCUGUGAGCCGCCGUGGCCCCAGCCUCACACCCUGGCGGCUCGGGACCCCUCCCCGUCGGUCAGGAGCAGGGCCAGCCGUGCUGCCCCCAGGGCUGAGCGCUAGGCCCCUGCUCGCACGCCCCUUACUGCCGUCUGUGUCUGUUUGGUGUUUGGUCUCAGCUCAGCCACGGGCUUUAUUCCGGAGAGUUCGCCUCCUGGGGUGCUGUGCUUCCAGAGGGCGUUAGUGAAAGGGGUCUGGGGAACACGACACGGUGUUGUCAGAAACGAGCUUCCCUAGGAGCGCCCAUGGGAGCCCAGCGGUCAACAGGCCCAGCCUGGCUGCUUCCCACGCUCCACCCCAGGCCCUGUGGCAGGCGUCCCCAGGUCCCCCCUAGGAGCCUGCUUCUCAGACCCAACCUUCUCCCCCUUCACCAGCAACCUCCCUUGAAGCUCCGGGGCAGGACAGCCACUGCCUUUGGUUGCUGUUGCCUUUCCAUUUGGCCCCGUGGAAAGGGCCAGAUGUGGCACCAGCACCUCCCUGCCCGCUGGGCACUGCAGCGUUUCCAGCCUCGCCUGAGGUUGGCUGGGACGCUCCAGUGAGGGGACUCGGGGACAGGUGUGGGCAGCAGAGCACCAGGCAGUGGGCGGCUGAAAAGGAUGCUUCCAGGGAGAAUGCCGUCUCCCACCAGCUAGAGUCAGAAUGUGGGGUUUUUGUAACUUUUUCAUUUAUGGGAAGAAAAUACAAAAUUUUUGUUCUUAAUUUUGUUUCUGAAAUCUUGAGUCAGUUUCCAGGGUAGUUUGUGUUGCCACAGUGUACCCAGCCCAGCUAACCAGAUGGCGGGUGUGACUUUCCCGGAGGAGCUGCCUGCAGAGCUUUCAUGUGUGUGUACGUGUGUGCGUGCGUGUCGUGUGUGUGUGCGCGUGUAUGCAUGCGUGUGUUGGGAGGUGCUUGUUUCAUUCUGAAGCCAAGAGCGAUCCUUGUAGCAAAACUGGACUCAACUGCGCCUCCCACUUCGUGUCUUUUGGGGCGUGUCUGUCCACUGUCUCUGCUAACCAGAAGUUCAGCCUGUGUUCUGGAAAACACCCUUUCCUCCAGCCAAGGAGAGGUUCAGAGGGCAGGACACCUCAUCUCUGGUUUUCUCCGUGGGAGAGCUGCUGCGUCCUGUCCCCUCCUGGACGUGAUUUGUACCGCAAUAAAGUACGCCUUCUCUA